Carya illinoinensis is the source of this 8449-nucleotide messenger RNA. RefSeq names its product small subunit processome component 20 homolog. Gene Ontology annotation, cellular component: 90S preribosome; nucleolus; small-subunit processome. Lineage: Eukaryota; Viridiplantae; Streptophyta; Magnoliopsida; Fagales; Juglandaceae. Bases 293 to 8365 code for a protein of 2690 amino acids. The transcript has 32 exons. The record is from RefSeq and is a predicted model, not a curated record.
UUCUUCUUCCUCUCCUCACUCCUCAGUCCCGUCUCCUGCUGCUUCUUCUUCCUCCUGGCUCCUGCUACAGUGCUGCGCAGUGCUUUAUUUUCUUCUUCUUCUUCUUCAAUUUUUCUUCUCUUCCACGCACAGACCCUCCGCCUCACCUCACUCUCACCGUGGAACCUCCCCUCAAUGAGUCGACUCACGCAGCCCCUCUCUCACUAGUCACGGUAUCCAAACGUAGAUCCAUGCUCUUGAGUCUUGAUAAGAAAGAGGAAGAAGGGCGUCUGUGGAACUGAAACCCUAAGUAAUGGCGACGACAUCGCAUGCUCAGGCUGUGAAGUCCCUCAACAAAUCCCCUGGGCACCGCCGUUUUGUCUUCAAGACGUUCUCUCAGAGGGUAGAAGAGAUAGAAAUUGAUGUUUACAAAAGUCUUGAUGAAGUGAAACCUGAGCCAUCAGAGGGCUCCUCCUUUUUUCGGGACUGCCUCAUAGAAUGGAGGGAAUUGAAUACUGCUGAGGAUUUUAUUUCAUUUUAUGUGGAAAUAAUGCCCUUGGUACAAACAUUACCUUUGGUUCUAUUGCACAAGGAAUUAAUAGUGUCAAAACUUCUCUCAAGUUUACAUAUGAAAGCAAGGCUAUCUCUGGAGCCUAUUCUUAGGUUAAUUGCUGCUCUAUCUAGAGAUCUCUUGGUGGAUUUUAUCCCCUUUAUGCCGAGGAUUGCUGAUUCUUUAGCAUCUCUCCUACAAAGUGGUGCUGAUAGGGAGCCAGAGAUUAUUGAACAGAUAUUUAUAUCGUGGUCAUAUAUUAUGAUGUAUUUGCAGAAGUAUUUGAUACGAGACCUUGUUUAUCUUCUCAAGGUGACGGUAAAACUAAGAUUUUAUCCCAAGGAUUAUGUUCAAGAAUUUAUGGCAGAGGCAUUAUCAUUCUUGCUUAGGAAUGCGCCAGAUGAGCAGUUGCAGUAUGGUAUUAAAAGGAUAAUGAGUGAAGUUGUGAAGAAACCAUUGCCUACAAGAAAACUUGGUGUCAGUGCUUUACUAUGUUAUGUCAUGAGAGGGGCCUCAUCAAGGUUCCAUUCAAGAGCAGAACGAGUAUCGCGGCAAUUGAUGGACAGUGCAAUAUUGGGUUCAGAGGCUGUUCUUGAAGUUGUUAUUUCUGCAUUUCAAAGACUCUGUGAGGAUAUAGAGGCAAAGGAGUUGGAUUUUAUGUUGAAAUACUUAUAUAAAAAAAUUACUAACUCUGUAAUUGGUGGAUCCAUUUUGCAUUUAAGUAACCUCCUUUCGCUACUUAUUUCCAUUGUUCAGAUUCAUAAUGGGCGAAUGGUUUAUGAUUACCAGUCAUUGCUUGAACAUGCGGGGUUCCUUAUGCAAAAUAUUCUCAUGUCUUCUGGCAUUACGAAGGCAGAGAAGCAUCAAACCAAGGCUGUUGAUAAGAUUCUGGAAUUGAUGUUAUGUAUUCUGAAUGGCCUCCACAAUAAAAAUAACAUGCCAGCCAUCUCUGAUUGUUCAUUGCAAUGGUCUCCUGUAUUUAGGUUAAGGAACUCAAGCUUGCUGAAUUUUAUUAGAGAACUACUACAAAAGGACCCUUGCAUAUUAUAUAUUUUCAGAGUAAACAUCUUGAGUGCGUUGAGUGAUUUGAUAGAGACUUCAAAAGAAGAGGUUUUAUUUCUAUUAUUGUCCUUCUGUGAAAUUAUGGAAGCAAAAGUGCAAGGGUCCAACUUCUCAGACAGCACAUCUGGAGAAGUGUCUUCAAAGAUUCAGAGUUUUUUGCAGGAAGCUAUCUGCUAUUGGAUUGGGGCAAUAAAUGACAUUGUGCAUGGGGAUUCAUCAUGUAGUCAUAUUCAUGAGACUGAGUUAGCUUUGCUGUGGGGAAUGAUUAGCUGCUAUCCCCGUAUGAUUGAUAACCCAGAGAUGUCAUCCUAUUUAAUAGAUUUGAUUGAUGCACUUGAUCGGCUACUGAUGAUUGAAGCAGGCUCCGUAGCAGGUCUUCCUAAACAAACAUGGCAAAGCGUAAUUGGUGCUGCUUUGAGUUCUUAUAACAAAUCACUUCAUGGUAAAGAAUCCCAGCCUGAAGAAACAAGCAAAUUUUUGUAUCUGGCAAAAAGAUACACGUCAUCUGCACAAGUAUUGUCUGCUGUAGCUGAUUAUUUGGAUAUUGUCUAUGGGCCUACAGUGGAAGCACACAGUAGCAAUAGGAAGUAUCACCCAGAACUUUCUGUGGAGAAGGCUGUGGAUGCAGUAAUGAUAUUUGCUGAUAAUUUGCGCCACUCUAACAAGGGGAUACGCUUUUCAACUCUUAGAAUAUUGUGCCACUAUGAACCUCUGAGCUCUGUAGAUUCUACGGAUGAUCAAGCAGUUGGGAAGAAAACAAAAUCUGAAGUUGCUCAGGGAUCCCAUAUGGAUAGUCAGGGCAUGAAUGUUCUCCAGUUGCUUCUCUCAAUCGAGGAAACUUCUCUUUCAAUUUCUACAAGCCGGAAAGUUAUCCUAUGGAUUUCCAGAAUACAGAUGGGUCUUCCUGCUGGCAGGGUACCUCGAGCCUAUGUGCCCCUUGUCUUAAAUGGGAUAAUUGGUGUAUUGAAUAACCGCUUUAGCUAUCUUUGGAAUCCGGCAUUGGAAUGCCUUGCAGUUUUGUUGAGCCAGCAUGUUCGAGUUGUAUGGGAUGAAUUUAUUUCUUGUCUUGAGCAGUACCAAUCGAUAUUUCAUACAUCUAAAGAACAAGACCGGGGGAACUCUGAGUUACAUGAGGAGUUAAGUGAUAUUGUACAGCAUUUUUAUUCGUUUGUUACUCCGGAAUCAGAUAGCACUCCAUAUGCAACAGUAUUAUCCUUGUUGCUCCAAUCCUUGCAAAAGAUUCCAAAUGUUGUCGAAUCCCAUUCUCAACAGUUUAUAUCUUUGUUCUUAAAGUUUCUGGGCUAUAAUCUCAAUGAUCUUAUGAGUGUGGGAUUAUUCGAUUCACGCGCUUGUAAAGGCAGAGAGUGGAAGGGUGUCCUUAAGGAAUGGUUAAACUUGCUGAAAAUAAUGCGCAACCCCAGGUCUUUUUAUCAGAGUCAAUUUCUUAGAGAAGUUCUGCAAAAUAGGCUUUUGGAUGAAAAUGAUGCUGAAAUACAGAUGAAGGUUCUUGAUUGCCUGUUAAUUUGGAAGGAGGAUUUCUUGCUUCCCUAUGAUCAGCAUCUGAGGAACUUGAUUAGUGUUAGAUAUCUGCGAGAAGAACUGACUACUUGGAGUUUGUCAAAAGAAUCUAAUUUAAUUGAAGAACAGCACAGACCUUAUGUUGUGCCUAUAGUUAUCCACCUUCUAAUGCCAAAAGUUAGGAAAUUGAAGGCACUUGCCUCUCGAAAGAAUGCAAGUGUUCAUCACAGAAAGGCAGUUCUUGGUUUCAUUGCUGAACUUGAUAUUAUGGAGCUUCCACUUUUCUUCGCAUUGUUAAUAAAGCCAUUGCAAAUUAGUUCAGAAGAUACUGAUAGUUCACCCGAAAAUUCUAUGGAUCAAUUUCAAGGAUUAAGUUUCUUAAAGUAUUUUACGGUGGAUAAUAUAACUGCCCUGUCUUGGAAGAAGCGAUAUGGUUUUAUGCAUGUGAUUGAAGAUAUCCUAGGAGUUUUUGAUGAAUUCCACAUCAGACCUUUUCUUGAUCUAUUAAUGGGAUGUGUUGUUCGGGUUUUGGGAAGCUGCACAUCAAGUAUUGAUGCUGCAAAGUGCGAUGGAUUAUCCUCACGUGAUGAUCAUUCUGUUGCUGACCUAACUUUACUCAAUAAAGACAGUGCACCAGCAAGUCAUGGCACGACAAGCAGCACUGUGAAGCAGUUCAAAGAUUUAAGGUCUCUCUGCCUGAAAAUCAUCUCUCUUUUCCUUGACAAGUAUGAAGAUUACGAAUUUGGUUGUGAGUUCUGGGACCUAUUCUUUACAUCUGUGAAACCUUUAGUUGAUGGUUUCAAACAGGAGGGUUCCAGCAGUGAGAAACCAAGUUCGCUGUUUUCUUGCUUUGUUGCUAUGAGUAGAAGCCACAGGCUUGUAUCACUCUUGAGUAGGGAAAAGAAUCUCGUUCGUGAUAUAUUUUCAAUGCUUAGUAUUAAGUCAGCUUCUGAAGCUAUUGUCUCAUGCGUUCUUAAGUUCGUUGAGAACCUGUUGAAUCUUGAUAGUGAGUUCGGGGAUGAAGAUGCUAGUACAAAAAGAGUUUUACUUCCAAACCUUGAGGCACUUAUCUGCAGCUUGCAUUGCCUUUUUCAAAGUGAUAGUGCAACAAAGAGGAAAUUGGUCAAAUGUCCUGGGGAGAGGGACAUAAGAAUUUUCAAGUUAUUAUCAAAGUAUAUAAAGGACCCGUUGCUAGCAAGAAAAUUUGUAGAUGUCUUGCUCCCAUUCAUAGCAAAGAGAGCUAAAGUUUCUCAUCUGUGUUCUGAAGCUGUGCAAGUCAUUCGAGAAAUUGUUCCAGUGUUAGGAAGCGACAGUACUAAAAAGGUUUUAACUGCAGUUUCCCCGCUACUUACUUCUGUGGAAUUGGAGAUGCGGCUGUCUAUUUGUCAUCUUCUUGAUUCUCUUGCGGAAGCUGAUCCUACUAUCCUGUCCAUGGCAAAACUUGUUCAUGACUUGAAUGCAACUUCUGCUGCUGAAUUGGGUAGCCUUGAUUAUGACACCAUAAUAAAUGCUUAUGAGAAGAUUUGUGUCAAUUUCUUCUAUAGUAUUCAAGAGGAUCAUGCAUUGGUGAUUUUAUCACAUUGUGUAUAUGACAUGUCUUCUGAAGAAUUGAUCUUAAGGCAUAGUGCUUAUAGGUCAUUGCUCUCGUUUGUUGAAUUUUCUGCCCUGAUUCUUUGCCAAGAUGGAAAAGGUCAGCAAGAAAUGACUUCUAAGUUGAUUAUGCUUGAUAAGGGUUGUUGGACAAGAGCAUCUAUUCAGCGUAUAAUAAAGUUCCUUUUGAAACAUAUGGGUGUUACUUUGAGCGGAGAAAGUAAUGUCAAGAAGGAAUGGAUAGAUUUACUACGAGAAAUGGUGUUGAAACUUCCAGAAGUAGAAAAUCUUACUUCAUUGGGGGCUCUGUGUAGUAAAGAUGCUGAAGUCGAUUUUUUCAACAAUAUUGUUCAUUUACAAAGACAUAGGAGAGCAAGGGCAUUGUCUCGUUUUAGAAAUGUUAUCAAUACAGGCAACAUGUCAGAGGGAAUUAUAAAUAAAGUCUUCGUGCCUCUCUUUUUUAGUAUGUUGUUUGAUGCACAAGAAGGAAAAGGAGAAAAUGUUAGAGCUGCAUGCAUAGAGGCCCUAGGUUCAAUUUCUGGUCAUGUUGAAUGGAAUUCAUACUAUGGAUUAUUAGUUAGAUGCCUUCAAGGGGUGACGAAGAAUCCUGACAAGCAAAAGCUCUUUUUGAGACUUACUUGCUCUAUAUUGGACAAUUUUCAUUUUUCAGAAAUUAGUAACAGCCAAAAAGCGAAUGAAUCUUUGGAGAAUGGUACUGGUGAAGGGACCAUUAGUAGGGUUUCUUCAGCUAUUUUACAGGAGUGCAGUACUUCUACUAUGUUAACUGAGAUACAGGCAUCCCUUAGUAAAACAGUGCUCCCAAAGAUGCAGAAGCUACUGAAUUCUGAUUCUGACAAGGUCAAUGUGAACAUCAGUUUGGCCGCUCUGAAACUACUAAAAUUACUUCCCGCAGACAUAAUGGACUCAUUGCUUCCAAGUAUCAUUCAUCGCAUUUCAAACUUCUUAAAGAAUCGUUUGGAAAGCAUACGUGAUGAAGCUAGAUCUGCUUUGGCUGCUUGUUUGAAGGAGCUUGGGCUGGAAUACCUGCAGUUUAUUGUCAGGGUCUUGCGAGCUACCUUGAAACGAGGAUACGAGCUGCAUGUAUUGGGUUAUACACUCAAUUUCAUCUUGUCCAAGUCUCUUUUAGUUCCUGCUUGUGGGAAAUUGGAUUACUGUUUGGAAGAUCUUCUCUCUGUAGUAGAGAAUGAUAUUCUUGGAGAUGUUGCUGAGCAAAAAGAGGUGGAAAAGAUUGCUUCAAAAAUGAAAGAAACUAAGACACGAAAAUCCUUGAAAACCUUGGAAUUGAUAGCCGAAAGCAUAACAUUCAAAACCCAUGCCUUGAAGCUUCUUUCACCUGUUACUACACAUUUGCAAAAGCAGGUGACACCAAAAGUUAAAACUGAACUGGAAAGGAUGUUAAAUCACAUAGCCAUUGGUAUAGAUCGUAAUCCAUCUGUAGAUGAGACUGGUCUAUUCAUCUUUUUAUAUGGCCUUAUUGAAGAUGGUAUUAAAGACGAAAAUGGUGAGGGUGAACAUUCAUUAGCGGCAGAGGCAAAGAAACAUCAUAGAAAUGACUCGCGUGGAAAAAGAAUAACUUCGGGCCGGAUUCUCAAUGUAUCUUCUCAUCUUAUUAUUGUGUUUGCUCUCAGGAUAUUGCACAAACGUAUCAAAAGCUUGAAACUGGGAAAAUGUGAACACGGGUUAUCAAUGCUGGAUCCUUUUGUCAUGCUUCUUGUCAACUGCUUGGAUUCUAAGUAUGAAGAUAUUUUAGCUGCAUCCCUUAGUUGCCUCACUCCAUUGGUAAGGCUGCCUUUACCAUCCCUUGAAUCCCAAGCUGAUAAAAUGAAGGAAGCAGUCUUGGCUAUUGCACAGAAUUCGGUAACUUCCAGCAGUCUUCUAAUGCAGUCGUGUCUGAGAUUGUUGGCUGUGCUUCUACGGAGCACCAGAAUCACCCUUUCAUCAGAUCAGUUGCACAAUUUAAUUCAGCUUCCCCUGUUUGUUGAUAUUGAAAAAAAUCCUUCUAAUCUUGCCCUUUCACUUUUAAAGGCCAUUGUUAGCCGCAAGCUUGUUGUUGCUGAGAUAUAUGAUCUUGUAACUCAAGUUGGUGAAUUGAUGGUGACUAGUCAAGUGGAUUCAAUUCGCAAGAAAUGCAGUCAAAUCUUAUUGCAAUUUUUACUUGAUUAUCAGCUUUCUGUGAAACGUCUGCAGCAACACCUAGAUUUUCUGCUUUCAAAUCUAAGAUAUGAGCAUUCAACUGGAAGAGAAGCUGUGCUUGAAAUGCUUCAUGCAAUCAUUGUCAAAUUUCCAAGAAAAAAUGUGGAUGAGCAAUCACAGACGUUAUUUGUACAUUUGGUGGUUUGCUUAGCCAAUGAUCAUGAUAGUAGGGUUCGUUCCAUGACUGGGGCAGCUAUAAAGAAGCUCAUUGGGUGCAUAAGCUCACAUUCACUCCAUUCAAUUCUUGAGUACACAUUAUCUUGGUAUUCAGAAGAGACACAGCAACUGUGGAGUGCUGCUGCACAGGUCCUGGGAUUUCUGGUUGAGGUAAUGAAGAAAGGAUUUGAAAGACAUGUUAAUAGAGUAUUGUCGGUGACAAGAAAAAGUUUGCAGUCUGCCAUUGGUGCUGUCACCUGUAGGCAACUAGAUUUCUCUGAGGAGCCUACUGUUGCUUUCUGGAGAGAGGCAUACUAUUCCCUUGUUAUGCUGGAGAAGAUGCUUCAUCAGUUCCCUGAUUUGUGCUUUCAAAGUGAUCUUGAGGAUAUUUGGGAGGCAAUCUGUGAGUUGCUUUUGCACCCACACAUGUGGUUACGCCACAUAUCCAGUCGCCUGAUAGCCUUGUACUUUGCCAGUGCAAUAGAAGCACCUAAAGAAAAUGAAGAAAAAUCAUUACAAGCUUAUUUUCUUAUGAAGCCAAGUAGACUUUUUAUAAUAGCUGUUUCCCUCUGCUGCCAACUGAAGACACAACUCGAUGAUUCUUCCACAGACCUUAUAACACAAAAUCUUGUCUUCACGAUUUGUGGAAUGAAUUCUUUGAUGGCGCAGAUGGAGUUCUGGUCUACCCUUGAACAGCAUGAGCAAGUCCAUUUUCUUGAAGCUUUCCAAUUGCUGGAUUCAAGAAAGGGAAAAAGCGUCUUUUUGUCUCUUACAUCUGGUGUAAGUUAUCAAAAGGAUCCUGGUCAAUCCAAUGAUAUCCGACAUGCAAUUGUUUCUUAUUUGCUCAAAAGAAUGGGAAAGAUUGCCCUUCAGAUGGAGGCUGUUCAGAUGAAAAUUAUAUUCAAUUGUUUUUCAAAAUUGUCAUCACAAAUCAGUCGGGACGAUUGCCUACAUUAUGUACCCGAAAUCCUGCUGCCCCUAUAUAAAGUUUGUGAAGGAUUUUCUGGGAAAGUGAUCCCUGAUGACAUAAAGCAAUUGGCAGAAGAAGUUCGUGAAACUAUAAAGAAUACUAUAGGUAUCCAAAACUUCGUACAAGUGUACAGCGAGAUCAGGAAGAAUCUCAAGGCGAAACGGGACAAGAGAAAACAGGAAGAAAAGGUUAUGGCUGUUGUCAAUCCAAUGCGCAAUGCGAAGAGGAAGCUAAGGAUUGCCGCUAAGCAUCGUGCCAACAAGAAAAGGAAGAUAAUGACAAUGAAAAUGGGGAGAUGGGUUCACCAGAAACAAAGGACUAUGUAAUAUAUAAUAAAAUAUAUAGUAUCACAUAGGCUUCACAAGAAAAUGUAUAGAUCCUGCAUCAAUAGAAAUUACUUUUUCAAGCAA